AUGGAGCCACCGACGAAUCCAGCCGGCAUCAUUGACCCGGAGGCUGGCAGUGCAGCUCUAGAAGAGUUGCCGUCCGUUCAAACACCACCGUCAUCAAUGGCCGAUUUUUCAUGUAUAUAUUUUGGAUAUGGCUCCAACCUGUCGCCACGGACGAUGAAGCAACGAUGUCCCGACUCCCUCUUCAUAGGACUCGCCGAACUGAAGGACUGGAGAUGGAUCAUCAACGAAACCGGACAUGCAAACAUAAUACCGUCUUCGGGAGACGUUGUAUACGGAAGUCUAUGCUUUCUCAGCAAGAGAGACGAGAUGGCACUAGAUGAAAGCGAGGGGGUGCCCUGGUUGUACGAAAAAAUGACAUUGCCUGUGCGACGGCUUCUAAAUGACGUUGAAAAGUCCUCUGACUGGGCGGCCAGUGGAGAAAUCCAGGUCCAAGCCACCACCUAUUUGGAUGUGCAGCGGACGACGGUGGGCAAGAUUGAACGCGAGUACGUUGUCUGGGUCAAGAAGGCAAUUGAGGAUGGACACAUCGCCGGGAUGCCCACCGGAUACACUGAAAAGUUCCUGAAGCCUUUCCUGCCGACAGAAGAGAGGCAACUGGAAGAUAUUGUGAUGGUGAGGACCACUAAGUUUGGAGAACACAGUGCUGGGCUUGUGCCUCGAGGAUUUGCAAGCUGGUCGAGGGGAUGA
Messenger RNA from Cladophialophora psammophila CBS 110553, 687 nucleotides. RefSeq lists its product as uncharacterized. The transcript has a single exon. Lineage: Eukaryota; Fungi; Ascomycota; Eurotiomycetes; Chaetothyriales; Herpotrichiellaceae. Gene Ontology annotation, molecular function: gamma-glutamylcyclotransferase activity. The record is from RefSeq and is a predicted model, not a curated record. Bases 1 to 687 code for a protein of 228 amino acids.